Molecule: messenger RNA, 684 nt
Organism: Didymella exigua CBS 183.55
Lineage: Eukaryota; Fungi; Ascomycota; Dothideomycetes; Pleosporales; Didymellaceae
Exons: 2
Coding region: 1-684 (227 amino acids)
Source: RefSeq, a predicted model, not a curated record
AUGCUUCCAUCUGUGAGCGUUUAUAGCCAGACUGGAGUGCUUCCAAUUGAACGGGAGGCUGGAAGUAUCGGCUGUGUACAAACAGCGACUGAGGUCGUGGAUUUCAUCAACACCACGUCACAGUCGGCCCUUCUUCACGAUGCGUUGCACAGGAACGCGCACACGGGGCUGUUCUUCGUGUGGUGCAUGACGUUCCGCGGACGUGCAAAACCAUGUACGGGCGUCGGGAUACUUUGCGAGCCCCCAGCUAAUCGGAAUCUCACACUCACAAGGGGACUGCACAUCGCGAAGCAUAAGCAACGGCGACCCCAGGAUGCAGCCGUUCAUUCUCUUAGCCAUGACAUGCCUAUCAAUGGUAUCCUCAUGGACGCUGUACGUCAACCCAGUAUCCCCAAUCGACCUGCUCCCCUCCUGCGCUCGCCCAACCCACCAGCCGUGCUCAAAUCGCCACUGACCCACCAGCGACCGAUACAACCUGCCCAACUGCGAAGGCGAUCGCUCAGUCGCGGCGUCCGUCGGCACUGCGCCGCGGUCUCCGCACUGCCUCGACGGCCCGGGGGCAUCUUUCUACCUGCGGGAUAUGCCGUCGGGAAUCACGGUCGAGUCGUGGUCGGGGCCGGGUUGCACGGGGGUGUUGACGGAGUGGAAGAGCCGGUCGCACACUUGUUUCAAUGCGACUUAUGA